Messenger RNA from Erythranthe guttata (spotted monkey flower), 2034 nucleotides. RefSeq names its product myb-like transcription factor family protein. Gene Ontology annotation, biological process: negative regulation of transcription by RNA polymerase II; chromatin remodeling; DNA repair. The record is from RefSeq and is a predicted model, not a curated record. NCBI's taxonomy places the organism in Eukaryota, Viridiplantae, Streptophyta, Magnoliopsida, Lamiales, Phrymaceae. Gene Ontology annotation, molecular function: transcription corepressor activity. Gene Ontology annotation, cellular component: NuA4 histone acetyltransferase complex; Swr1 complex; nucleus.
UGUACAUAAGUCCUUUUCAGAAAUGGACUUUUAGCCCACUACAGAGAUGGGGGCUAAACAGUCAUUUCAAUAGAACUAACUGCAGAGGAUUUGGGUCGAUCAAACCGUCCGAUCUAGAUUCCCCCAAAUUACUCCGAUUCUUCCCCGUCGGAAAACCCUAAUUUCCCCUCCCUAAACCCUAAUUUCUUCCUAAUUAAAAUAAUUCAAUAUCAAAUACCCAACUUCCUUCGAAAUUACUACACAAUAUGGAUUUCCAAUUUUUAUCUAUCGUUUGUAUGGAAAAAGUUCGAUUGUAGACGACGCUUCUCUAUGAUCGUUUUUUCUUUUAUUAAAAAAAAAGAGUAAUAUAGAAAAACCUGGGGUUUUCAGAUGGAUGCAAAGGAUAUAUUGGGAUUGCCGAAGAAUUUGCCUAUACAAGAAAAGAAGUCCAAGCCUCCCAAAGAAUCUCAGAGAAAACCUGAUGGCAUUUCUCGCGAGGUUUAUGCCCUUACAGGAGGAUUGGCGCCUUUGAUGCCUGCCAUUGAUGUGAAUCAAUUGAAACGAAAAGCGCAAUCCGAGAAUGAGAAGAUUACUUGGCAAUGGCUUCCUUUUACGAAUUCUGCUAGGAAAGACAACCUGCAGCUUUACCAUUGGGUUCGAGUGGUAAAUGGCAAUCCACCCACUGGUGAUUAUUCGUUUGCAAAGUGUAACAAAUCUGCUGAUAUCAUCAAGUACACUGAUGAGGAAUACGAGAAGUAUUUGACGGAUCCUGCAUGGACCAAGGAAGAGACAGAUCAAUUGUUUGAUUUGUGUGAACGUUUUAAUCUCCGCUUCAUUGCGGUAGCUGAUAGGUUCCCGUCAACAAAAACUGUGGAAGAACUUAAGGAUCGUUACUACAGUGUAUCUCGAGCCAUCUUGAUUGCCAGAGCUCCAUCUCCUGGCGAUGUUUCUGCACAUCCACUUGUAAAGGAUGUUUACAAUGCUACUCAAGACACCGAGCGGAAGCGUGCACUCAACUUGCUGCUAUCUCAUACAAAGCACCAAGAGCGCAGGGAUGUUGAGGUUCUUGCUCAUGCGAAAAGAAUAUCCGAGGCACGGAAGACUAUAAAGGCUUCUGCAAAUUUGGUGUUGCCGGUCUUAUCAGAUACUGGUACACUUGGUGCUGAUAAGCCUAUUACAACUGCGGAUACAGUCAACCCUUCUACAAAUUCUGAGUUUCCCUCUUCUACUACAACUCCUGUGUCAGAAACUGCUUCAGUUGUGGCCUCUCUUCGCAUGCUACGAGUCUACUUGCGGACAUAUUCACUUGAGCAAAUGGUACAAGCUGCCAGUUCAUCUGCGGGACUUCGGACUAUCAAACGGGUUGAACAGACUUUGCAAGAUCUUGGGGUGAAUUUAAAGCCAAAGGUUCCCACAAAGGCUGUGUGUGCAGAGCAUCUUGAGCUAAGAAAGGAGAUACUGACUCUAUUGAAUCUUCAGAAACAGUUGCAAUACAAGGAGGCAGAGGGUUCAUCAUUACGUGAUGGUACAUUUACAGAAACUCCUGGUACACCUCCAAAGCAGUCGGUGCGAGCUGUAGAUCUUGAUCGAACAUUUACCCCUGAUUCAUUAAGCACUGGAGGGGAAAGAUUUGGCAAAAGGGAACAAAAGCGCAAGGGCCCGGGGAGAUUAGCAGAAGCUCCAUCGUCACCUGCUCAGUCGAAAAGACCAAGAAAGUAUAAGGCUUCAGAUUAACUUGUAAUAAAUAUUUGGGAAUCGCAGAUAUCUUUGCUACUCUGUUACCAAUUGCAGAUAUAUCUAGUAGAGUUUAGCUGAAGAUGUGUGUUUUUUGGGCUCCGAAAGUCGGCUUUCUUUCUCACUGGGGAUUGCAGCAUGUAUCACACCAAGAAGCUGGCUGCUAGCUUUAGAUAUUAAUCCUUAUUACCACCCUCAAGGUUGUCCUUAUUCUUCUAUGAUGUAAAUACAACUUUCCUAUGGCAGUUGUGAUUUUAAUGUUAUUUGUAUGAAAUGCUCACUGAUCAGGAAAUUAAGUGCCUAUAAAAGAGGAGUUGCAUU